ACCCUUGCUGGGUGGGGAGGUUUGGUCCAGGACUUGUCUCAGGUCUAUUGGGAUUUGCAUUCUGCACUUUUCCUUCCAGUUUAAGCCUCGUUCGUUGGAGUUUGGAGACUUAAGCGCUCGAAAUCAAAUUCUUUGCCAUGAGUAGCAAGAAAGAACAUGUUAAAAUCACGAGUGAGCAUAAGCCUGGGUUUUUGGAACGCCUCGGUGAGACUUCUGGUGGAAUAGUCAUUGGGCUUGCUACUUUUGCACUCUCUUUCUACAUUCUUUUUACCAAUGAGGGGCGAGCUUUGAAGACCGCCUCCUCUCUAGAUGAGGGGCUUUCUCUGGUGGUCCCUCUUGACAACAUCCAGAAUGUAUUACAAGAGAAUGAAAGGAAACUCGUGCACCUGUCCGGUGCUCUUAGAACAUCAAAGCUUUUGUAUGAUCCCAGCUAUGGCCUUUCUAUCCGGGCUGUCAAACUCAAGCGUAACGUGGAGAUGUAUCAAUGGGUAGAGCAUGAAGAGUCCAAAGAAUAUGAAGAGGAUGGAGAAAAGAAAAGAGAAACCAAAUAUUCAUAUAAUACCGAAUGGAAAUCAGAAGUGGUGAACAGCAGAAAUUUUGAUCGAGAAAUUGGUCAUAAAAACCCUAGUGCCAUGGCUGUAGAAUCUUUCACUGCGGUUGCUCCUGAUGUCCAAGUGGGCAAGUUCUUUCUUUCCAAAGGCCUCAUUGAGAAGAUCGAUAACUUCAAACAGAUGAGCUUGUCAAAACUGGAAGAUCCCCAUGCUGAUAUUAUCCGCUAUGGGGAUUAUUUCUUUCACAGCGAGAAUCCUCGACGUCCAGAAGUAGGAGACCUUCGUGUUUCAUUCUUCUAUGCAGGUUUGAGUGGGGACUCGUCCCACCUGGGUCCAGCGGAUACGGUGACCAUAGUUGCCCGUCAACAAGGGGACCAAUUGUUCUCAUACCAAACUAAAUAUGGGGAUGUCCUGCAGAUUUUGUAUCCUGGUGAGCUCUCUGCUGAGGAGGUGUUCCAGAAAGAACAUGAGAGUAACACCAUGAAGACCUGGGGCCUACGGGCUGCUGGAUGGACGGCUAUGUUUGUAGGCAUCAGCCUUAUGACCAGAAUUUUUUACACCCUGGUGGAUUGGUUUCCAUUAGUCCGGGACCUGGUUAACAUUGGCCUGAAAGCAUUUGCCUUUUGUUUAGCCACUUCUCUGUCCCUGCUGACCAUUUCAGUGGGCUGGCUGUUCUACCGGCCACUCUGGGCCGUAAUGAUUGGAUUGCUGUCUGCUGUUCCCAUUGUGAUUGCGAGAUCUCGGGUCCCGCCAAAGAAGCAGCAGUGACAGCAUGAAGAAUGUGACUUGCUUUGGAACCAUGAUACAUCUGGAGCUUCUUUCAUAUUCAAGGCAAUUACCAUCGUGUGUGUGUGUGGGGGGGGGGGUUAAUACAAAACCUCCUUGACAUUGCAAUACAGAUGAUGGACACCAAAGAGUUCCAUAACAGACCCGGAUGCAAAAUUUUUGUACUGUUUUGUAUGAUGUUAUCAAAUGAAAAAAUUACAACUGUCCAAACUUGUCUUUGCCAAGAGGUUGAUAAAACAUGAGACAGAACAUUUGUGUGCCUGAUAGCAAGCACAAUUAAGACACCUUUGUAACUUGAUUAAAAUACCAGCCGGUCCUCUUAGGGAAGGAUAGGUGGUAUAUGGCUUUGAAAACAAUCUGUAAAUCAUUGCAACAUUAAUCUACCUUUUCUUUGCUGUAUCUUUAUAUGUUUUUAAAUAUUUGGAGUUCUUUUCACAUCUCACUCCACCUUUCUCUUGCUGUACUAGUUCUAAUCCUUGUGUUAGAUUUCUUGUGUAUUUAAGUUACCCUAACUGUAGAACCCUGAGUGAUGCAAGGAGUAAAAUGGACUUUCUCUUGGCUUUGUUAAAGUGUUUAUUGCCCCUUUUUCUUCUUCUGUUAUCCUUGAGUUUGAAACAGUUGUAUCCCAGUUUUUAAAGUGCAAGAAAGCUUUAUCUUGCUCCUAUGUCCCCCUUUUUAAAGAAUAAUGCAAAUAUAAAGAUGCUCAAUGAACUCAAUUAGAUUUGUACCAGUCAUAAAGUGUGUUCUUCACGUUGAGAUUAUUUCCCCCAAAUACAUCAUGUAAUAGUUUAAAAUUCCAAAUCAAAUAUACAUCACCUGGCAGAGGGGUGUGUGUCUAAUGCCUGCAUUAAGCAGGUGCAUGUAUUAUUUUUACUGAUGGUUCAGUUUGUAAAUCAUCGUGUCUAGCAACAAGCAUCCCUGUACCUCUUGGACAAAUGAUGUAUGAACAGCUACAGGUACAGUUACUGUUAGUGUUCACGUCUCUUAUACUUCUGAUGUAGUCAGAAAUAUAGGGUAGGUGUCUGUGUAUUAAACUUAAUCACUGCCACAUAUCAGUCAUUCCCAGGUGAUUAUUAGGGAUUAAUCAUAUUGUUUUUAACCUAAUAGUAACCACUGGAAGAGAGUACUGGUCCUACUACUGGAUAUCCACACAUAGGACCUCUACUGUUCAUAGACGUCAAUACUACCAGGCAUGGAGUCCUGGGCCACAUAAUCUGGUCACUGCUUGAAAGGAUAAAUGUUCUCAACAUUUCAACUCAGUCCAGAAAAAAAGGGAUUGAUACCACCUGCUGUUUAAGAUGCUUGCAGGAGUACUGAUUAACAUUUUAUUAUUGCAUCAACUGUGUGCUAGACUUUGGUACAGAAUGGAAGUAUUAUGCCUGUUUGCAAGCUAAAAGUUAACCAGUGUUUGUGUGCUUUACAAUAGCAACUUUUGAAAUUCUUGUUUUCUAUGGGUGGAAGUUCCAGACUUUAAUGUUUUAUGAAUAAAGCUUCAUAAACAGUG
Messenger RNA from Elgaria multicarinata webbii, 2841 nucleotides. RefSeq names its product transmembrane protein 43 (gene TMEM43). The record is from RefSeq and is a predicted model, not a curated record. Lineage: Eukaryota; Metazoa; Chordata; Lepidosauria; Squamata; Anguidae. Gene Ontology annotation, biological process: lipid metabolic process; nuclear membrane organization. Gene Ontology annotation, cellular component: nuclear inner membrane; nuclear envelope. The coding region runs from base 138 to 1319 and encodes 393 amino acids. The transcript has 12 exons.